AUGGCAUUAAUGAGUCCUUUCAAACACGACGACCACAGCAAACGCUAUUCACGCUGCCAUGUUCAUCACGGUGCUCUGUCUGGCCACCAUGCAUUCAGAUGUAACCACUGGGGCAGCACCGUGUCCUUUUCAACGCCAAUUGGUGUCCUUACAAUUAGCAUUUAUUCUUGUCAUGAGGACGCCGCUCAGGGACUGGACACACCUCACACCAGGAGGCACUUGAGUGAAAGCGGCUAUCCCUCCCGAACAGUCGUAGACGUCACAAGCCUGGAAGAAUCACAGGAAUUUUACGACUUACUUACGAAAGAUCUGAGAGGCCUUGGAAUGCUCAACUGCAGGGCUUUUCUGAUCGACGUCACGCCACUGCAAUCACAGCUGCUGCUAAGGUUCCUGGAGGACAUCGAGCUCUACAAGAAGUCCGACACCUACGUCUUACUGGUCGGUCCUGAUCACAGAGCUACCGACUUCCUUUCUCAUUCCGUCUUCCGAAACACAGCAAACAUCCUUUACUUUGGACAUCGCCUUCGACCAGCAUCGAAGGACGUUCUGAACUUGAUGUCACCGCAGAGCCAGUUCGCGAGGGGCACGAGGACACGGUCACUGAGGCCGCAGUUCGAUCGAUCGCAGUUCAUGCGUGACAAUAGGACAGAACGAGAACAGCGUAUAGCUACGUACACUAGGUGCUUCUACUGCAACGACGGCGAGGAAAACCAGUUCAUCAUUGACACGUGGACACCGCAUGCAGGCUUCACGUAUUCGGCCAACCUAUUUCCAGACCAGUUCAAGACCUUCCACGGCCACAAGUUCAACGUGGUGGCCAUGAACUGGUUCCCGUUCACCAAGUUCAUUCAGCACAGCGACAAGGGCGGGACGGUGGUCACGCCGCAGGACUCCCUCGACAUCCGCAUGCUCAACGCCCUGGCCGAGGCGCUCAAUUUCACGUACGAGAUGCGCACUCCUUGGGACAACCAGUGGGGGACUUCAACGCCAUCUGGGAACUGGACAGGAAUCGUCGGGACGCUGCAGUACCAUAAGGGCGAUUUUUCCAUGAUGCUGUCGUGGAUGGAGCCUCGCCUGCCCGUGGUCGAUUAUUCUAGAAUCUACGCGUCCGAACCUUUGGUCAUGGUUACUUCGAAGCCUAAGCCAUUAUCACAGGCAUUCGCACUCGUCAGGCCCUUUGCAGCCAAUCAGCCUAACCACAACUCUCAUCAUCUCCUCCCUUUCCCAGGCAGCCUCUGGUUCGUAACAUUCGUCUCCACCUUGGCAGCUGGCCUGGUGCUGUGGCUGCUGCAGCUGUGGUGGUCCAAGAUGUCCGGCGGCGAGAAGCUGGAGUUCGGGGAUGCCACGCUGAUGACGUGGGGGAUUCUGCUCGAGGAUCCGCCGGUGAACAUCCCGCGCAAUGUCACCGCGCAGAUGCUCAUAGGGUGGUGGUGGGUGUACUGCAUGCUCAUCACGAUCACCUACAGGUCCUCUCUGGUCGCCCACCUCACAGUGCCGGGGAAGUCACCCACGCUCGACUCUCUCGAAGACUUGCUGGCUGCCCACCGCAAGGCCAGCUGGACGUGGGGCUUCGAACCCACAUACGGCUCGGGCUGGGAGUGGCUCAAGAGCAACCAGAACCCCACCGUCAAGGAGAUUUUCAACAACAUUAUGGUACUUGAGUUAGAAGAACAGCUGUCACGAGUGUUGAGCGGCCGCCACGCGUUCAUCACGUGGAAAUACUACAGCAGGUCCAUCAUAGGCUCCCGCUACACGAACGACAGAGGCUACACCCCCUUGUACACAGGCCGCCAAGACUUCUUCAACUAUGGAGGCUACGGAUGGGGGUUCAGAUUUAUAUCAUUACGACACUUUAGCAAGUCCAUCAUCUAUCAAAAGCCUUUCACUAGUUAUGAUUCAGGUGAAAAGCCUGGAAACUAUGAUCAUGUAAUUGUAUCAGCUCUCUCACGAAAUGCGUUACAAAGAUACCACUAA
Molecule: messenger RNA, 1974 nt
Organism: Penaeus monodon (black tiger shrimp)
Lineage: Eukaryota; Metazoa; Arthropoda; Malacostraca; Decapoda; Penaeidae
Exons: 11
Coding region: 1-1974 (657 amino acids)
Cellular component (GO): membrane
Molecular function (GO): glutamate-gated receptor activity
Source: RefSeq, a predicted model, not a curated record